Thlaspi arvense is the source of this 1041-nucleotide messenger RNA. The record is from the annotation of a GenBank genome assembly. NCBI's taxonomy places the organism in Eukaryota, Viridiplantae, Streptophyta, Magnoliopsida, Brassicales, Brassicaceae.
AAAAGACAACAUCAACUUGAUAAUUUAAAGUCAAAGCGAUGUUUUGUACUUUGCAGUUUUGUAGUACUACACUAUAUAUAUAUGUAUAUAUGUAUACUAGUGUCCAGAUGUCUUGAUUAAAGAGAGAGAGGGAGAAAGUAAGAAGAAAGAGGAAAGAGAGAGGAGAUGAAGAGAAAGAGAUACGAGAUGGAGAAGAAGAAGACAGAGCUUCAAACAGCCAUUGAAGAGCUCUCUCUCGUCAUAGUAACUAAACCUGUAGAUAACACUGAAAUCACACAUAUACCCUUGAGGCCUCUUCUUUCCUUCUGCAACUUAAUCAUCCAAGUUCUUGAUAAGAUAGGACCGACAAUGGCUGUUCUCAGACAAGACAUCGAUCAAAAUAUUCAGAGAUUAGAGAAGGUUUGUGAAACAGAUCCUUGUGUUUACUCCAAUUUGGUUGAGAUUCUGAAGAAAGAACAAAAGGAGGGAACAUCCAAGAUGGUUGCUAGUAGUAGUAAAGCUCUUCUUUGGCUCACUAGGACAAUGGAUUUUACAGCGGGUUUAUUACGAUUGUUGUCAAAAGAGAUGUCGUCAAAAAUGGAAGAACUUGUAGAAGAAUGCUACAUGUCGACUUUAAAACCUCAUCAUGGAUGGAUUGCGUCUGCUGCUUUCAAAGUGUGUUUGAAGCUAGUGCCUGACAAUAAGACUUUUAUGGACGCGAUCGGUGGAAGAGACGAGAGCUAUGAGACCAUUAGAGAAGACAUUGAUACCUUAAGCUCAUUGUUGACACCUAUUCUCAAAGAAAUUUUCUUAGUUCUGGAACAAUACGGAUUGAACAGAUCAAGAUCGAUGUAACAGAUGGAUUCACAAGUGAUCUAAUUUAUUUAACGUUCGUUAAAAGGAUAAAUUUUAUUAUAAGACAUAUGUGUAUAUAUCUAUGUGUCAAUGAAAGUAUACCAGUUGUUGUAAGAUUUAUUGAUUUGGUCAUCCAAAUUCCAAACUAAAAUAAUUUUGCCUUUUUAAGUUCGACUGUUAUAUAUAUAUAUAUAUAUAUAUUUCUAA